Molecule: messenger RNA, 1779 nt
Organism: Sphaeramia orbicularis (orbiculate cardinalfish)
Lineage: Eukaryota; Metazoa; Chordata; Actinopteri; Kurtiformes; Apogonidae
Gene: mtap
Product: methylthioadenosine phosphorylase
Exons: 8
Coding region: 16-978 (320 amino acids)
Biological process (GO): nucleoside metabolic process
Cellular component (GO): cytosol
Molecular function (GO): S-methyl-5-thioadenosine phosphorylase activity
Source: RefSeq, a predicted model, not a curated record
CAUAUUGGAGUGAAAAUGAGCUCGACACCCCAAAAUCGUGCUUUUACUUUGAAGGUGACUCCGACCGGAAGUACCAUUGCAGGAGUCUUCAGUCUUCCACAAUUUGGUCAAAUCUUCACUUUUGCAGGCAUCGCCAUGGCUUCCUCUGUGCUCGUCAAGAUUGGAAUAAUUGGUGGUUCGGGGCUUGAUGAUCCUGAUAUCUUGGAGGGACGGACUGAGCGCUACGUAGACACACCAUAUGGAAAACCGUCAGAUGCACUGAUACUGGGGAAGAUCAAGAAUGUUGAAUGUGUUCUCCUAGCAAGACAUGGCAGACAACACACUAUAAUGCCGUCCAAUGUCAACUACCAGGCCAACAUCUGGGCGAUGAAAGAAGAGGGCUGCACACAUCUGCUGGUGACCACAGCCUGUGGAUCACUGCGGGAGGAGAUUCAGCCAGGAGACAUCGUCAUCAUUGAUCAGUUCAUCGACCGGACAACAAAGAGAGCUCAGACUUUGUACGAUGGGCGUCACACCAGUCCUCCAGGAGUGUGUCACAUCCCCAUGGCUGAACCUUUCUGCAACAGAACCAGAGAAGUUUUGGUGGAGGUGGCCCGCAGCCUGGGGGUCAAGUGCCACGUCAGAGGGGCCAUGGUGUCGAUCGAAGGGCCCCGCUUUUCCUCACGAGCAGAGAGCCUGAUGUUCCGUCAGUGGGGCGCUGAUGUCAUCAAUAUGACCACGGUGCCAGAGGUGGUGCUCGCCAAGGAGGCCGGCUUGUGCUACGCCAGUAUUGCCAUGGCAACAGACUACGACUGUUGGAAGGAGCAUGAAGAGGCGGUCUGUGUUGACAAUGUGCUGAAGACGAUGAAGGAAAACGCCAACAAAGCAAGCAGUAUCCUACUCACUGCAAUACCCCAGAUUAGUCAGAUGGACUGGAAUCAAACAAUAACAUCUUUGAAAUCAAUGGCCCAGUCUUCAGUAAUGUUACCGAAACAUUAAAUGACAACUUGUUUUGACAAAAGGAGUCACCACCAACGCCGACAGACUUUGGAUUUGUCAUCAAUGAAAAAGAAAGACGAAAGUGCCUCUCAUCGGAUUCUAACUUCACAUCCAGUUUCAAUAUUUUUCUCUCACACACACAGAAUACUUACAGAACGACCUUUUUCUCUGGAAAAAUGAAGAGCAGAUGAACAAAAAAUGUAAAACCUGUCUUUGUGGAUUAAUAGUUUUUAGCUUGUGAAAUAAGACUUUCUAUAAGCUGUGAAUGUUUUUCUUUAAAGCACCUUUAAAGAUGUUUAUGAAUGAUAUGUGUCACAUUAAGACUGGUACUGCCUUCUAACUGAUGUCUUUAGCAAAAGUCAUUUCUUAUGUAAAGUACACAAACUAAACACAGUUUCAGCAAUUUUACUUUGUCAUUUCAAGUGGUGUUUUUUUUUUUUUUUUUAAUUUUUUUGUUUGUUUCACUUUCACUUACGUCAACCUGUUUACCAUGAUACUAUUUACCAUAAACGAUUUACUAACAUUUUAUUGUGGUUCAUAAAAGCACACCAGUGUUAGAUGUUUUAAUAUAGUGUAAAGUUUACCCUCAUCCAUUGAAGUUGGCAUUUUGUAAUAUUUUUGGGCCUUCUCUACUACAAUUAACAGAUUAGAUUGAUGUUAGUUGCAUUUGCUGCUCAUGAAUUUAUUGAGAAUAAAAGAAAAAUAUUUGGUAUCCUAUUUGUGGACUGUCAACAAUAUGAAAACCAUAUUGAACAUAAUAAAGACUGCUUUAAAAUAUAACACCUACUUGUAUAGAUUUUU